AACAUAUUAUAUGUGGCCUUGUUCCUAAGUAACUUUUUGAAUUCCUUACGUAAUGGUGCGGAUUCUGUGGGUUGCCAUUAAAAAGACGUUUUUGCGCUGAUGUUUUGCAACAGAUUACAUUAAAAUAACGAGGAUAUUUGUAUUAUCUUGAUAUUGAUAUUCAUGACUACGUUUUGAUCAGUCUUUGUUGCCAAUGCGUGCGGAGUUUGAGUCUUGGUGUAAAAUAUAGAAGUAGAAUGCAGAUAUAUCUUACUUGCAACUUCCAAAUUAGGCAGGUGCAGUCUGAAUAUCAUUUCCAUCAACCAUCCUAAUCUAUCAAAAGUGAUUGAAUUUUUGUUUUUCAGUAAUAUACAGUACAACAUUUGUUAUAAUAAUAAUAUUACCUUAAAUUAUUUAAUUGAACAUAGUUAAAGACACAUUCCGAUGCGCGUUGCCGAUCAACAUUCACGAUGUACUAAUAACCGAUCUCAUCCACGUUCCUGUACUUCAGAAUGCAGACAACGCGACAAAGAUUUAGAAGAAGCUCGUUCACGUGCUGUUCAACUUGAAAAGACGAUGAGAUGGUGGUCAGACUGCACAGCUAGCUGGCGAGAAAAAUGGGCUUCAUUACGCGAUGAGAGGAAUUAUCUACGAGAGAAAUUGAAUUCAACACAAAAAUCUUUAGAUAAUGCAACAGAAUUAAUAGAGACGCUAAAAUUGGAAAAGCAACAGUUGCUUGAAGAUUUUUAUUCAUCCAAUAAUCAACUUAAUAAGUGUAAUUUUAUUUCAUCUAUGAAAUCCAUCAUUAAUCCAGUUUAUCCAAUGAAACAAGAAACUGACCAGUCAGAACUAAUAGACUCAAAUGCUGAUCAAGGUAGAUGUGCUAUUGAACUGUUGAACACAUCACCAGAUGUUGGAAGUAAAUCAGCUGGAUUUUUAAAUAACCAUCAACCUACAAGAACACAAUUACUGGAAUUGUCAUCAACAGUCCGUUGGUGGAAGAAUCAAUGUAUGGCUUUAGAACAAGAGAUUCGUCACCUGUUUGAAUUAAAUACUAAACAUUGGUCAAAGUGUAAAAUGUUAUCACAUAAAAAUUUUUUGCUUUUACAAGAAAAUGAAUUUUUGAAAAAAGAAAUUGCUAAUUUAUGGUGUGUUCGAGAUAACCGACAUGGUGAAUUCACUGACCCAAUUUCUUCUACAAAUAAUUGUAAACCACAAGGAUCCAAUGAAAACAUUGAGUGUGAUACGUACAAACAAAAUAUUGAAAAUAACGAUACUUCAGUAGAGGAUUUUUUAUUACAAUUAUCUGAAAAAAAUUGUCAACUAGAUUUAUUACAACGUCGUUUAUCUUUUAUGUUACAUGAACGAGGUGUACUUAGUCAUCAAUUAGAAGAAAUGAGUAUGGUACAAGAUAAAUAUGAAACUGAAACAUAUCUUAAUGCCAUGAGUAGAAGAGCACGAUUGAAUAAGAAUAUUGGAACAUUGAAAGAUGAUUGUUCAAAAUGCUCUUAUAGAACGGAAUUAGAUGCAGACGGUGAUAAAGAAUUUACCUCUGAAGUAUCCAAGUGCGUGAUCACAAGUAUAUUAAACGAUGAAUCGGAAACAAUAUCACCGUCUAAUGAGCCUAUACUUAUGAAUAAUAAAAUUACUGAAUCGCAAAGUGAUGCAACGACUGAUGAAUCAUAAAAUCCACACGCAAACAUUUACAUACAUACUGACUGUAAUAAAAUGAAACACUCAACGUCCUUACACUAUACAUAGAAUCAACAUCUCUUCAAAUAUGUGCAAGUAUCUUAUAUUGAUGUCUGUAGAGAACAAGUCGUUCAAUGAAUACACUUUAAACUGUUUUAUAUAUAGAUACAUAGAUGCAUUCAGAAAAUUAUCUAAUAUCAUACAUAUAUUUAUAAAGAUAUAUACUUAAGCUUAUAAACAUAACAGUAUUCUCAUUAUAUUGACAUACUUAUAUACUACACAGAUCAACAUUAUUUAGCCUAGUACCUACCAUUCAGAAUUUUGCAUUGAAUUCUCAUGUCCAUAAUGUUUUUUUAUGCUUCUUAAAUAUGUUUUCCUUUGUGUAUAAUACCUAUCUUCUCUAACUACGUUUUUCGUUAAAUUUAUCCUACUUCAUGACAAAAUUCGUUAGCUUGUUAAUUUUGCUAAAACUGAUUUAUCCAAUGAAACAGGAAUUCUCAUUAUCACAAGUUGAUUCAUACAAGAAAGAAAUAAAG
This is a messenger RNA of Schistosoma turkestanicum, 2207 nucleotides long. The record is from the annotation of a GenBank genome assembly. Lineage: Eukaryota; Metazoa; Platyhelminthes; Trematoda; Strigeidida; Schistosomatidae.